GCGGAGUGAUCUAAGGGGGGCGGGUGUCGCGGAUUCCCGGAGAAACAUAACUUUGUAACUUUUUGUCCUAUUUCUGGUUGAAUUCAGUCAGUUUAUUGAAAACAUUUCUCCAAUUCUACGUGGAUGAUCCGUCGUCUUCGAUGAGGGACACUCGGCUGGACUUGUUGCUAAAGUAACGGUUAGCUGUUAGCCACUUAGCUCCGUUAGCCGCUGAGGCAGCGGCGCACAGAGCCGAGUUUGCCCGGAUUGGGACAUCCGGGCGGCGGGGCGGAGCUGCUGCUCUCACCGCUGAGAGGAGGAAGCUUCCGGGCAGGUCCGGGGUGGAGGGGAGGGGCGCUGCGGGGGGAACGGGGCGGGUAUGGGCACCAGAACCGGAUCCGGACCGGGACCGAUGAACUCCGAGGCGGACGGAGGCCAGUUCGAGGACCGGGAGUUCAGCACCGAGGUGGUCUACAGCGGCUCCGACCAGGACUCGGACUCCGGGGAUGACGAGGACACGGUGGGCUCUGGCGGGGACAGGAGGGGCGUGAAGCGGGUGAGGAGCAACAGGGACCCCGAGCGUCAGUCCUCUUCCUCCGGAGGCCUGAUGGCCGGGGGUUACGGUGGGCUCAGCCCCGGGGUACCGGGAGUCAAACCCGGAAAGAAGACCAGGGGCAGAGUCAAGAUCAAGAUGGAGUUCAUCGACAACAAGCUGAGGCGCUACACCACCUUCAGCAAGAGGAAGACCGGCAUCAUGAAGAAGGCGUACGAGUUGUCCACGUUGACCGGGACCCAGGUGCUGCUGCUGGUCGCCAGCGAGACGGGUCACGUCUACACCUUCGCCACCAGGAAGCUGCAGCCGAUGAUCACGUCGGAGACGGGCAAGGCCCUGAUCCAGACCUGCCUCAACUCCCCCGACUCGCCGCCGCGCUCCGACCCCUCCACCGACCAGAGGAUGAGCGCCACGGGCUUCGAGGAGACCGACCUCACCUACCAGGUCUCCGAGGCGGAGGGCCUCCCCGAGGGCGCCAAGGACCUGAUCAAACCGUCCUUCAGCCUGUCCGGCUCCGCCCAGCCUUCGUCCUCCACCUCCUCCUCCUCCUCCUCCUCCUCCUCCAACGGGACGCUGCUGAAGACGUCGGCGGGCGUCGUCCUCCCUGGAGGCUUCACCUUGAUGUCAGGUGCCUCGCUGCCCCCCGGCACGCACACCAUCCCCCUCAGCCAGCUGCAGGGCCAGUCCCUGACCAUCCAGGGCCCCGUGGCCCCGGCCCCCGCUGCCACGCUGCACGCCACGCCCACUCAGUCGACCACGCUGCUCCGCCUCCCCGCCACCGUUUCACUGUCAGGGUCUGGAGUCUCUCAGCAGCUACAGACCAUCCAGGUCCAGACCAGCAGUCAGCAGGGCUCCACCAUCCACAGCAGCUCUGACAUGCACUGCCCCGCCUCCUCUUCAGCCAGUCUUCCCGUCUCCAUCGUCUCCACCUCCACCUCCUCCUCCUCCUCCUCCUCCUCCUCUGUAUCGGGUCACAUGAUGUUACCCGGCGGUCACACGGUGAUGUACGCCACACCGACGCCGUCGCUGGCCGAUGGCGGCCUCACCGUCCUCAACACCUUCUCAUCCACGGGUCACGCUCAGUCACACGACCCCGCUGCCGUCUCUCAGGUCUUCCUAACGUCUCUCCCUCCAGUUGCCGCUCAGAUCCCUGUGUCUGCGGUCCAGCUGCACCCGAUGGUGAUCAGUCAACAGAGCAGCAGCAACCUGACGGAGCUGCAGGUCGUCAGUCUGGACGUCCACCAAUCAAAAGAGGACCAGUUAGCAGCUGUACCGAGCGGCGCGCGGAAAGUUUCGAGUCGUCGUCCGAAAUUAAAAUCUUCGAGAAAGAUGGCUGCUGGAGGGACGCAGGGCAGGAAGAGGCUCCUGAAGGAGGAGGACAUGACCAAGGUGGAGUUCGAGACCAGCGAGGAGGUGGACGUCACCCCUACGUUCGACACCAUGGGGCUCCGGGAGGACCUGCUCCGCGGCAUCUACGCCUACGGCUUCGAGAAGCCGUCGGCCAUCCAGCAGAGAGCCAUCAAACAGAUCAUCAAAGGCAGAGACGUCAUCGCUCAGUCCCAGUCCGGAACAGGAAAGACGGCCACCUUCUGUGUGUCGGUGCUGCAGUGUCUGGACAUCCAGGUGAGGGAGACCCAGGCGCUGAUCCUCGCUCCAACCAGAGAGCUGGCCGGACAGAUUCAGAAGGUGCUGCUGGCUCUGGGAGACUACAUGAACGUCCAGUGUCACGCCUGCAUCGGAGGAACCAACGUUGGAGAGGACAUCCGCAAACUGGACUACGGCCAGCACGUGGUGUCCGGCACACCUGGACGAGUGUUUGACAUGAUUCGUCGCAGGAGUCUGAGGACGAGAGCCAUCAAGAUGCUGGUUCUGGACGAGGCCGACGAGAUGCUCAACAAAGGCUUCAAAGAGCAGAUCUACGACGUGUACCGGUACCUGCCUCCGGCCACUCAGGUGGUUCUGAUCAGCGCCACCCUGCCUCAUGAGAUCCUCGAGAUGACCAACAAGUUCAUGACCGACCCGAUCCGGAUCCUGGUGAAACGUGAUGAGUUGACUCUGGAGGGCAUCAAGCAGUUCUUCGUGGCCGUGGAGAGAGAGGAGUGGAAGUUCGACACUCUGUGUGACCUGUACGACACCCUGACCAUCACACAGGCCGUCAUCUUCUGCAACACCAAGAGGAAGGUGGACUGGCUAACGGAGAAGAUGAGGGAGGCCAACUUUACGGUGUCGUCGAUGCACGGAGACAUGCCGCAGAAAGAGAGGGAGUCCAUCAUGAAGGAGUUCAGAUCGGGAGCCAGUCGCGUUCUGAUCUCCACCGACGUCUGGGCUCGUGGUCUGGACGUCCCUCAGGUUUCCCUGAUCAUCAACUAUGACCUGCCCAACAACAGAGAGCUCUACAUCCACAGGAUUGGUCGGUCUGGUCGCUACGGCCGUAAGGGUGUGGCCAUCAACUUUGUGAAGAACGACGACAUUCGGAUCCUGAGAGACAUCGAGCAGUACUACUCCACCCAGAUCGACGAGAUGCCCAUGAACGUGGCUGAUCUGAUCUGAUCCGAUCUGACCUGGAUGACAUCACACAGAAGCCCCGCCCCUUUCUUCCUGUUGUUUUUAGUGUUUUUUUUUUUUUCUUAAUUUGACGUUGGAGAGUUGACCGUCAGCUUUGUUUUUGUAAAUAAAGAUGUUUUGGUUUGAAGAAA
This is a messenger RNA of Mugil cephalus (flathead mullet), 3228 nucleotides long. RefSeq lists its product as uncharacterized. Gene Ontology annotation, cellular component: nucleolus; catalytic step 2 spliceosome. The coding region runs from base 359 to 3082 and encodes 907 amino acids. Gene Ontology annotation, biological process: positive regulation of transcription by RNA polymerase II. The record is from RefSeq and is a predicted model, not a curated record. Gene Ontology annotation, molecular function: mRNA binding; DNA-binding transcription factor activity, RNA polymerase II-specific; RNA helicase activity. Lineage: Eukaryota; Metazoa; Chordata; Actinopteri; Mugiliformes; Mugilidae. The transcript is spliced from 20 exons.